This is a messenger RNA of Oryza brachyantha (malo sina), 2192 nucleotides long. Its product is annotated as pyridine nucleotide-disulfide oxidoreductase domain-containing protein 2. NCBI's taxonomy places the organism in Eukaryota, Viridiplantae, Streptophyta, Magnoliopsida, Poales, Poaceae. The transcript has 16 exons. Gene Ontology annotation, molecular function: oxidoreductase activity. Bases 134 to 1963 code for a protein of 609 amino acids. The record is from RefSeq and is a predicted model, not a curated record.
UAGCACACACGUACACUUGAGGAGAGAGGGAUUCGCCGGCCUGUGAGUGAAGUGAGGCUAUUUGCCUUUACGAACGGCCUGAGAGUGCCACCGGGCGGCGGCGGCGGCGGCUAACCCCCAAAACGGAAGCCCAAUGUCGCCGGCGGCGAGGAGCCUCCUGCUCUCCGGCGCCCGACGCCGCAGCCGCAGCUUCUCGACGGACGCCUCGUCUUCGCCGCCGCCGCAGAAGCUCCCGAGCAAGAAGCGGUGGGACGCCGUGGUGAUCGGCGGUGGGCACAACGGGCUCGCGGCCGCCGCCUACCUCGCCCGCGCCGGCCGCUCCGUCGCUGUUCUCGAGCGCCGCGGGGUUCUGGGCGGCGCCGCCGUCUCGGAGUCGGGCCUCGUCCCGGGCUUCCGCUUCUCCCGCUGCAGCUACCUCCUCAGCCUCCUCCGCCCCGCCCUGAUCCGGGAGCUGGAACUGGAGAGGCAUGGCCUUAAGCUCUUGCCGCGGAGCCCGUCGUCGUUCACGCCAUGCCUAGACGGAAGGUAUCUACUCCUCGGUCCCGACGCAGAGCUGAACCACUCGGAGAUCAGCAAGUUCUCCAAGAAUGAUGCAGAGGCAUACCCAAGGUACGAGGAGAAGCUGGAGAGGUUCUGCAAACUCAUGGACUUUGUCAUAGACUCGCCUCCUCCUGAGCUUAGGCAUGAAUACCACCAAUCAAUGGUGGACAGGAUGAAGGAUAAAGUUGAUAAGUCAGUGUUUUGGAGCAAACUUCUUGGUAUUGUGAUGCAGCAAGGUCAGAAGGACAUGGUGGAUUUCUUUGACCUUCUUCUAUCACCAGCAUCCAAGAUCUUAAACAACUGGUUUGAGGGUGAUGUGUUAAAGGCAACUCUUGCAACUGAUGCCGUGAUAGGUACUAUGGCCGGUGUCCAUACUCCAGGAUCUGGUUACGUUCUCCUGCACCAUGUUAUGGGGGAAACCGGUGGCCAACGUGGAGUUUGGGCGUAUGAUUCUUUACCUGAGCUUAUCUGUCUUGGUCUGUUUCAUCAGGAAAAAAAAAAGGUCCUUCAUUGUUCUAGGUAUGUUGAAGGUGGUAUGGGUUCAGUGUCUUCAGCUAUAAGCAAAGCGGCUCUUGAAGCAGGUGUGAAAAUUGUGACAAAUGCUGAGGUUUCCCAGAUAUUGGUUCAUCCCACCUCUGGAAGGGUACAGGGAGUAGCUUUGGCUGAUGGAACAGAGGUGCCAGCGUCAAUUGUUUUAUCAAAUGCAACUCCAUAUAAAACCUUUGUGGACCUAGUGCCUGCCAAUGUUCUUCCAUAUGACUUCCUGUCUGCUAUCAGGACUGCAGAUUAUAGCUCUGCAACAACAAAAAUUAAUGUGGCUGUUGACAGGCUGCCACAGUUUUCCUGCUGCAAAGACUUUAAUCCUGAAGGUGGUCCUGAACACAUGGGCACCAUACACAUUGGGUCUGAAAGCAUGGAGGAGAUCGAUCUAGCAUACAGGGAAGCUGCAAAUGGUGUCUCGUCCACAAGACCUGUUAUAGAAAUGACGAUUCCUUCGGUCUUGGAUAAGACCAUCUCUCCACCAGGUCAGCACGUUAUUAAUCUUUUUGUUCAGUACACUCCAUACAAACUUUCAGAAGGCAGCUGGAAGGAUUCUAGUGUUAGAAAAUCCUUUGCUGAAAGAUGUUUCUCCUUGAUUGAUGAAUAUGCACUGGGUUUUAGCUCAUCGGUGGUAGGGUAUGAUAUGCUGACACCACCUGAUCUUGAAAGGGAGUUCGGCCUAACAGGAGGCAACAUCUUUCAUGGUGCAAUGGGCUUGGAUUCACUUUUCCUCAUGAGGCCCGCCAAGGGAUGGUCAGAUUACAGAACUCCUGUGAAGGGAUUGUACCUCUGUGGCAGCGGGGCGCAUCCAGGUGGUGGGGUGAUGGGCGCGCCGGGCCGUAACGCUGCCUCCGUUGUUCUGGAAGAUUUCAGGACAAAAUAGAUAUAAAUGACAUGAGGAAACAUGGAAUUGGUGAUUGGCAUUAGACUAGGCCUUGUUCAAGCACAUGACUGCAAAACAGCAGACUAUCUGUCUGUGAAUGUUGUAGCGCAGUUCCAUCGGAACGGAAAGCCUGUUGUUACUCAUCAAGUAUAAACAUCCAGCUCACAUGUUGAGAAAGGCGAGGGAACAUUUUUUUCUCUUAAUUAAAAGGAGAGGCACAUUUUAUGAA